Molecule: messenger RNA, 2175 nt
Organism: Betta splendens (Siamese fighting fish)
Lineage: Eukaryota; Metazoa; Chordata; Actinopteri; Anabantiformes; Osphronemidae
Product: interferon-induced protein 44-like
Exons: 9
Coding region: 771-1736 (321 amino acids)
Source: RefSeq, a predicted model, not a curated record
CCAGAUCUGGUGUCCCCUCUGACGGCUGACUUUUGCAUGUGACCACGUCCACAGCAUUGUGUCCCGGCUGCAGACAGAGCACCCAAACGCCCUGAUUCUCAUCUCUGGGGACCUUAACCAUGCCUGCACCCCUCUCUCCACCACUCUGUCCAACUUCAGUCCUACCUCAGUCCCCCUCCCACCUUUAGGACACUCUGAUCACAACCUGGUUCAUCUCUCCCCUACACUCCAGUGGUGAAACAGCAGACGCCACAGGUUAAAACACUGAAGAUCUGGACUGAGGAGGCAACAGAGCAACUGAAGGACUGUUUUAACACCACUGACUGGGACGUUCUCUGCAGUCCACAAUGGGAGGACAUUGACAGCAUCACACACUGCAUAACAGGCUAAAUACAUUUCUGUGUGGAAAACACUGUGACAACAAAAAAUUGUUGUUUCUCCAACAACAAGCUUUGGGUGAGCUGAAAGUUAAAUACAGACACAAUGUUUUUGUUAUGUUAAUUUUGAACAGUGUUUAUGUGAAGUGAAAUGUUUCAUGAAUUGAAGUGAAAAUAAAACUGUUGGCAAAACUGUGGGUAAAAGUGUGGGCAGGAACGCAGUUACUCAAUCACUUAAAAUUUUGCAACAAGCAGUGUCCUGAACUCAGACAACUGAAUCAGACAGCUUGACUUUCAGUCGACGUCUCAGCACAGCAAAGAAAUAUUGUACAUUGUAACUAAUUUCAAAGUUCCACCUUAUUGUAACAGUGGAUGUAAUGUGUGUCAGAAUUCAUGUGGAACACAAUUCUGUACUUAACAGCAAUGGGAGGACAAUCAUCUCAACCUAUUCCUACUUGUCCUCCUCCUUCUCCACUUCUUGAUGAACCAUGGAGGCAAAUAGAUUGGGGAAAAAAACAGGAAUCUGUCCAGUACGUGAACGACUACAAACCUUUUGAUGAAGACCAACAGCUCAGGAUUCUUCUUUGUGGACAAUGUGGAGCUGAAAAAUCCAGUUUCAUCAACUCUGUCCAAAGUGUUUUAAGAGGCAGGAUGUGCAGACAGGCUUUGGCAGACAACACCUCUGGUGAUAGUUUCACUAAAAAGAACACGACCUACAAGAUCCAAAGAGAACGUCCAGACACAUUUUACCCUUUUGUCUUCAAUGACAUCAUGGGCCUCAGUGGAAUCAAAGGUGUUCUUGUAGACGACAUAAAACAAUCAUUACAGGGACAUGUGAAGGACAAUUACAAGUUCAAUACAGAAUCUAAAUUGGAAGAAGGUGAUGAGCAUUUCAACAAAGCUCCGACUAAUAAUGAUGGGGUUCAAGUUUUGGUGUGCGUCGCUGCUGCUGACACGCUGUCAGUCAUGAGUGACGACGUCCUGAGGAACUUUAUGGAAAUCAGGGAUGAAGCAAGUCAACUAGUUGUUAUGGAACAUGGACCAAGGAUCACACAUGCCUCAACAAACUCCUUUGAGUCAUGUCUUAGCACAGACAUUCCACAAAUAGCCAUUCUCACCAAAGUUGAUGCAGCCUGUCCAGAGGUGAAGAAGGAUUUGAAGAACGUCUACAGGAGCAAACGUCUGAAACGGCUGGUGGAAACUUUCAGUGCAAAUACAGAGAUUCCCAUGAACUCCAUCUUUCUCAUCAAGAACUAUCAUGAGGAAAUCAACCUCAACGACGACAUUGACUCACUGAUCCUUAAUGUCCUGACACACAUUCUCAACACUGGAGAAGACUUCGUCAACAGGAAGCUGUAGACAAUAUUCACAAAUUUAGUAGAUCAGGAAGAUUUAUCUCUGCAAUCAGAAAUAUUUUAAAAUAUCAAAGUAAUUUGAAAUGUACCUGUAAUGGGAAAAUUGUUUCUUCCUUAUUCUAUGCAGUUCUCAUAUGAUUUAUGAUAUGAGUUAUGAAUUAUGUACUGCAAUUAAUAUCUUGUGUUUUGUCUUACAUCUGUUUUAUGCAUUUGACAUUUCACCUACAUUGUUCAAUAGUUGCCUCUGCCCGAUGGACUCUGGCUCCUAUCUAGUGCCCAACCCCAAGGCAGGGGAGUUGUGCCUCACUCUGUCUGUUGGCCUUUAAUUGCCUUGCAUGGCAGCCCAGUGCUCCCCCAUGGGAUGGGUUACUACAAGAUCAAUUUUGUUCUUACAUUGUGAUGUGAUUUUCCUUCAUUUUUAUAAUAAAUCACACAAAAGACAA